CUGAUUACAAUUUCCGGCGACCCCUGGGCUCCACGCUCAGCACCCUUCUGGAGGAGGAGUCCAGGGCGUACGGAGGCGGAACUUGGGCCUCGCCCCUUCCCCACGUCGUGCGUACCGUGACUGGCAGCGUCUCUCUAGUGCUGCAGAGACUAUAGCUUUCAAGCUUUGGGACUUGUUCACUUCGCGGGCCUAGAUUCCCGCUUUCUGCAGGGAUGCCGAAGAUCAAGUCAGGGGCGAGCGGCUGCCGCAAGCGACAGGAACAGCGCCGGGAGCUAAAAAGCGCCGGAGGUGUGGACAGCCGGGAGGAAACAGGGUUCCGGUCCAGUCUUCCUGCGGGACCAUUCCUGGCGCGGACCGAGGCCCAAACCCGGGUAGAUGGCCCGCCGCCACCUGCGCUCCUGAAAGCGCGGAUGUCGGAGGUUCCUGGAGCGCCGGCCCCAGAGCCCAGCGCGUCGCCUCAAACAAGGCCCGCGGGGGGAUGGACUUAAAGCAGUGUGGACUCAUGUUCAACACGGGGAUUGGGCAACACAUUUUGAAAAAUCCUCUCAUUGUUAACAGCAUUAUCGAUAAGGCUGCCCUAAGACCAACGGAUGUGGUGCUGGAAGUUGGACCUGGAACUGGCAACAUGACUGUAAAGUUGUUAGAAAAGGCAAAAAAGGUAAUUGCCUGUGAACUUGACACAAGGCUAGUAGCAGAACUGCACAAAAGAGUUCAGGGCACACCUCUGGCCAGCAAACUUCAAGUUAUGGUGGGUGAUGUGUUGAAAACAGACUUGCCAUUCUUUGAUACUUGUGUGGCAAAUUUGCCUUAUCAGAUCUCUUCUCCUUUUGUCUUCAAGCUUUUGCUGCACCGACCUUUUUUCAGAUGUGCUAUACUUAUGUUUCAAAGAGAAUUUGCCCUCCGACUGGUUGCAAAACCUGGAGAUAAGUUAUACUGCAGACUCUCAAUUAAUACACAGCUAUUAGCACGUGUGGACCAUCUAAUGAAAGUUGGAAAGAAUAACUUCAGACCACCACCCAAGGUAGAAUCCAGUGUUGUAAGGAUAGAACCCAAGAAUCCACCACCACCUAUCAAUUUUCAGGAAUGGGAUGGCCUAGUAAGGAUCACUUUUGUAAGGAAAAACAAGACACUAUCUGCUGCAUUUAAAUCAAGUGCAGUACAACAGCUGUUAGAAAAAAACUACAGAAUUCACUGUUCACUCCAUAAUAUUAUAAUACCAGAAGAUUUCAGCAUAGCAGAUAAAAUACAGCAAAUCCUAACCAGCACAGGUUUUAGUGACAAACGGGCCCGUUCCAUGGACAUAGAUGACUUUAUCAGAUUGCUACAUGGAUUCAAUGCAGAAGGUAUCCAUUUUUCCUAGCUAUUUGGAAAAUAAUUUUGUCAAGGUCAAGAAAAAAUUAAUUCUAGAUUUCUAAUAUUUGAGAAGACAAAUUCUGCUUUUGCUCAACUGGAACAUUAUUUGCUUGACUAUUUUUUGUACUGUUAUUUUGUAUUUUUAAGGCAGUAACAAGUCUUGUUUGUUUUGAAUAUACUCCAUGUGGCAGGGUUCAAUCUAUACACAGUAAUCUUCAAGUUCAAGAGCCGCAGAUACGCACAACCUUAAACUUACCAUUUCUAGCAGUUUAUCUUACAUCUCUUUACCAUGUUCUAUACUGUAAAGACCUUUUUAGGCCAUCAGCUCUGUUCCUCAAGUUUAAGUGUGUUAAAUUAGUCACAUAUUACCUAUCCAUUUCUUAUUCACAUGUACAAUAAAAUAUUUGUUUCUUAAAA
Molecule: messenger RNA, 1770 nt
Organism: Marmota monax (woodchuck)
Lineage: Eukaryota; Metazoa; Chordata; Mammalia; Rodentia; Sciuridae
Gene: Dimt1
Product: DIM1 rRNA methyltransferase and ribosome maturation factor
Exons: 12
Coding region: 479-1360 (293 amino acids)
Biological process (GO): rRNA methylation
Cellular component (GO): mitochondrial matrix
Molecular function (GO): rRNA (adenine-N6,N6-)-dimethyltransferase activity
Source: RefSeq, a predicted model, not a curated record